AGUUUGGCACAUUAACUUUUAGAUGCUCAUUGUAAGGUUUGAAAUAAGGAUCAUAAGGUGUGAAAUUCUAAAUACCAAAAUUUAAACAAGUGGGGACUAUAAUCUAAUGUAAUAGUACACAGAUGAUUAUUGUUGGAUGUUGUAUUGUCAAGCAGAUUCAGAAUCAAAAUGUUUCAUCAAUUUUAUAUCAUUGGGAUAAUAUUUACAUGUGUGAUAAUUGUAUGUAUGGAUUUUGCUAGAGCGCAAACUAGUAGUACUAACAGUGGCAGCAACAACAGCAACAGUACAAAAAACAGAUUUUGUUAUAAAUAUCAGAACAUAGAAUUCCGGUCAACUUAUUGUGUUUAUCCUUGUCGGUAUUCAAAAAAAAGUUGCCCACGAGAUUCUGUUCAAACAGGUCGCCAAGAGGAUUGCCAUGUAGUACAGGAAUCAGCAUCUAGAUUUUCACGUCCUUUUGAUCUUCUAUAUAAUCAUGAUCUACUAUAUCCCAUAUGGAGACGUCUACAACAACAAAAUCCCCGUCCCAAAACGGAAGGAAUGUUAGGGUGUCGACAUGUAUGCAGAAAGAAAAUGCGGGUAAUGGACUGUUGUGAUGGCAUGUGGGGUGAUCAGUGUGAGGACUGUCCUCAAACUAAUGGCGAGGUGUGUUCAAACAGAGGCACUUGUUCAGAUGGCAUGAAAGGGGAUGGGACUUGUCAUUGCAUGUCUGGCUUUGGAGGGACUGCAUGUGAAAUGUGUAAACAUAACAAUACAUUUGGCCAAGAAUGUUCUCAAGUUUGUGCAUGUAUCCAUGGGGAUUGUGACUCAGGUUUGAAUGGUACAGGGAAAUGUGAUUGCCACUCUGGCUACACUGGCGAGAUCUGUGAUCAAUUGAUUUCAGGAUGUGCUAAUAUCACUUGCCAUGCUUUAGCCAAAUGUGAAUCUAAAGGAGGGAAGGCUGUUUGCAAUUGUAAACAUGGUUAUGAGGGCAAUGGAACAGAAGUUGGUGGCUGCACACCAAUCAAUGCUUGUGAGAGGUCACCAUGCCACGACAAAGCUCUAUGUACUAAUACUGGCCCAGACAUGUAUAAGUGUGAUUGUUUAAAGAACUAUGAGGGUGAUGGGAAGUAUUGUCAACCAAUCAACCCAUGUGCAACAAACCAUGGUCAGUGUCCUAGAAAUACUACUAAGUGUCUCCAUGAUGGACCUGGAUUGCACCACUGUGAAUGUUCAUUCGGAUAUGAAGAAUAUAUAGAUGGCAUUGGAUGUAGCUUGAUCGAUAUUUGUCUGACAAAUAGCAGUGAUUGUGACAAGAAUGCCAAUUGCACAACAGUGGCCCCAAAUGUAAUGAGUUGUACAUGUAAUGACGGUUACUUUGGUGAUGGAUACUACUGUUAUGGAAACAUUUUAGAACGCAUCAAGGAGAUUAAUCUUGAGGAUACCUCCUAUGCUCAAAAACUGACUUUCUCAGAAAAUCUAUUUAGUACUGUAUACCCAGAGGGCUUGCAAUCAAAGGGGCCAUUUACGGUGUUUGUACCACUGAUAAAGCCAUACUUCAGUGAUAUCUCAACAAGCAGAAAGCUAGCUGAAUUUCUACGUGAAAGAGAGUUUGGACAAAGCCUUGCUAACACAAACAUUGUUCCUGGAAUUCAUGCAGUCGAAAGUCUGAAGAACAAGUCCAGUUUCUACUCUUUGAGUGGCACCCCUGCACAGAUUUAUGUUAAAGAGGAUGAUGUAAGAUAUCGACUUCAAGGUCAAAGUCAGGCUGAUAAGGUGACAAUUCUAGCAGGGAAUUUUCAGGCUUCAAAUGGACUGAUUCAUAUUGUGGAUAAAUAUGUUCUUCCUACUGGUAGAGAUGUGUCCUGGUUCAAUUCUCAAUCAAAGAAAACACUCACUGAAAGCAUCAAAAAUGAUGGAAAAUAUAACAGAUUUGAAGCAUUGUUAACUGCUGCUGGAUUUGGUGACUUCUUGUCGGGGACAGGGCCUUACACUGUACUUGCUCCAAAUAACAAAGCUUGGGAUAGACUACCCAAGGAUUACACACAGUACCUGUAUUCACCAGAGGGUAAGGAUAAGCUGAUUCAGCUGCUGCAGUGCCAUAUAAUGAAUGAUACCAUUCGUGCAAUAGACUUAGUUUCUGGGAUGCAAUCUACAUUUACCACCAUUGGGGGAGUGAUGCUCAAUGUACAGAUUCAGACACAGGGCCUUAUCACCAUUGAGCAAGAUUCUGCAAUCGUGGAGAGUGACAUACCAGCAAGCAAUGGUAUAUACCAUCAUGUGAAUGGUGUAAUAAUGCCUAAGGCUAUUCUUCCAUUACUUCCAAGUAGAUGUGACAUUGAUAAUACAGUAGUUGUAAUGGGAAAAUGUGGACCUUGUGAUGAGCCACUUGUCUGUAGAUCAAGACAUGAUGUUUCAACAAAUAAAACCAAAGGAGGGUGCAGGUAUUGGGGUAAAGUGGGUCAAGGUCAAUAUCGGGCUUAUAUAGGAUGCUAUGUUCAAUGUAAACGAUCAUAUACCAUCCUUAAAUGCUGUCCUGGGUUCUUUGGAACAGAUUGCAUGCCUUGUCCUGGGGGGUUCAAGACCCCUUGUAACAACAAUGGGAAGUGCCUAGAGGGGAUGUAUUCAGGCAAUGGUACAUGUAUGUGUGACGUAAAUUUUCGUGGUGCAGCUUGUCAACUCUGCAAAAAGGACAACAAAUUUGGAAAAAACUGUGAUCAAACCUGCACCUGCUUACAUGGAGUGUGCUCUAAUGGGCCUAAGGGGGAUGGGCUGUGCAAGCCUAAUAGCUGUAAGAAUGGGUAUAGUGGCUUGAAUUGUGACCUCCAGUUGACACUAUGUGAAGAUGGGACCCGAGCAAAGUUGCAUUGUCAUGUGAAUGCAGAGUGUAUUGUAAAUUUUAAGAAUGAAUCACUCAUAGAUACUAGGUGUCAGUGUAUGGCAGGGUACAGAGGUAAUGGAUACAGCUGUGUAGCUAUCAACCCAUGCUUAGAUAUAUCAUAUGGGGGCUGCCAUAAACAGGCAAAAUGUUUGUACACAUCACCUGGGCAGAAUAAGUGUACCUGUAGGAAAGGUUGGGUGGGAGAUGGCACUGCUUGCUUCCGUGCGAGGAAGUGCUUCAACUCUAAGAUUCACUGCCAUAAGAAUGCAACAUGUAAAGGCAGAAUCAAAUCCAUAGUUGGACGGUGUGUAUGUAAUGAUGGUUACCAUGGGAAUGGUGUUUGGUGUGUACCUACAAACACUUGUGCAAUAAAUAAUGGAAAUUGUCAUAAAAAGGCCAUUUGCACAGUAACUGGCCCAGGAGAUAACAACUGUACCUGCCCCUUGAACUACAUUGGAGAUGGCUUCACCUGUGAGGGGCUUCUGGGUCUGGAAAUAUCAGAUAUACCUGAUCUUGCAGUAAUGAAUGAUGUAAUCAAGACUCUUCCAUUUACUGAUGAUUAUCUUAAUGAUAUAGACUCAAACUACACAGUUUUUGCACCAUACAACCAGGCUACACAACAGUUCCUUAAGUCCAUGAGCCUAAGAUACUGGACGCAGCACCUUAAUGUGCUAACACUCUUAAGCUAUCACACAAUUGAUGGAACAUACACCGUGUCUGAUCUUGUGGGCGCUGUCAAUGACACAAAAGCAACAUCUGGUAGUGAGAACACAGUGACAUCUAUAGAGACACUAGCUGAUGGAUUCAACAUUAAUGUAACAUAUGUUCCUAAGUUUGUGCGUGUAAACGAUGCGGUUAUUCUACAUGGUGACAUUCAUGGUCUUAAUGGAAUUAUACACAUCAUUGACAAGGUUUUAGAGCCAUAUCCCAUUGCAAAUGGAGAAGCACCAAGCUUAGUUGAACUAUUACAGAAUAACCAACAUUACACAAUAUUUCUGGGGUAUCUCAGUCGCAAGGGGCUAAUAGACAAACUUGCUAAUCUAACCACACAAUACACUUUAUUUGCACCUGUUAAUUCUGCCUUUAAUCAAUGGAAUGAGACAGAUUCACUUUUGGAGCACCUGGACAUGUUAUAUUACAUUGUCCCAGAGGUUCUUUAUACACGCAACUUGAUUAACCUCACAACUAUGGAAUUAGAUAGCCUUAACACAGAUGGUGAUUCAUUGGAACUAGCUGCAGAGAAUAAUAAGUUCUACAUCAAUGAAGUGGUGCUAGUUGAGACAGAUAUGGUGACUGAUGCGGGGGUCAUACAUGGUAUUGAUGGACUGCUCUGGCCCCCAGAACCAAGAUGGUGUAUGGAUGUCAAUACCUCAAUCCAUAAUUCAUCUUGUGGCCCAACUGUAGCACCAUGCCCAGAAGGCUAUUUUCCAAUGGCAACAGCCAUGUGCAAUAUGACAAGUCCCCAGGGUGUGACCACCAUGUCCCUGAAUGAAGUGACCAGUUCCCAAAGCAUAAUGACAAGUCCCAAAAGUAAAAUGGCUAGUCUCCAAAGUGAAUCGACAAGUUCCCAGCUGAUGGGUAUGAUGAGCAUCUGUGUAAAAACCAUUGAAACAAGAAAAUGUUGCCAUGGAUUUAGUGGUGAAAACUGUACAGACCCAUGUGUUGGAGAAUUACUUGUAACUGGGCCAAGGAGUGUUGUUCUCGAUGAUCAGAUCACAUCAUCAUCAGACUGGGACCGGAACCAUAGGGCUGCCAAUGCCAGGUUACACAGUAUAGGAAAGAAUGGCCGCACAAGUGCCUGGUCUGCAGCGGUCAAUGACCUGCUACAGUGGAUACAAGUAGAUUUCCAUUACCAAAGGAAAAUUCUGGCCAUAGUGAUACAGGGCAGAAGAGAGUUUGACCAGUGGGUGACACAUUACAAGAUGGCAUACAAGUAUAACACUACCAAUAAAACACCUGUGUUUCAAGACUACCAAGAGCCAGUUGGAAUCAUUAAGGAAUUUUCUGCUAACUCUGAUAGGAAUACCCCAGUCACCAACAGGUUGCUGCGACCAUUUAUCAGUGAUGUCGUGCGCAUUAUUCCAACAGCCUGGCAUGGUCACAUCUCAAUGCGUUUUGAUAUUGAGGGAUGCUUUCCAGAUUGUCCAGGUGAUCCUAACAACCCGUGUAGUGGACAUGGCACGUGUCUGGGUGAUGUAGGUCAGGCGACCAGUUGUCAGUGUAAUCCUGGUUACUAUGGAGACAAUUGUGAAUGGUGCUCUGAUACUAGUCAUUGCUUCACCAAAGAGAACCUUUGUGUUGGAAAUAUGAAUGGAGGAUGCCAUGAAGAUGCGAUUUGCUCAUAUAAUGAACAGAAGAAUCUCAAAAGGUGCGACUGUAAAGAUGGUUAUCAUGGCAUUGGUGACAGAUACUGUUUCCCAGAUGGUGGCGUUUGUGUAAUAAACAAUGGAGGCUGUUCCCAGAAUGCAACAUGUUCAUAUACAGAGCUCCCUGAAGAGGAGAAUAUAGAUGUCGCCUGCUACUGCAAUAAUGGCUUUGUUGGAAAUGGCACACUUUGUAAUGCUGAUAUGUUAGACACACUUGGGAAACUUAAUGACACCCAGGGGUUCUACAAUCAACUCUUUAAGUCUAAAGAUUCAGACAAACAAAUGAGAGACCUUAGAGAACAACUGGGAGAUAUCAAGACUCAAAUGACUGUAUUUGCACCAGUCUCAUCAAACUUAAACAAAACAACACCAUUGACAUAUGCAGACUUAGAAAACUAUGUGAUAGAAGAUACAAUAAGGCUGGAGACAUGUGAGAAUAAUACACAGAUCACUUCCUUGUCUGGUAGGACCAUGUUCAUAAUACAGAAGAAUGGUGGAUUUUUUCUUGAUGAUAUUGAGAUUCUGGAGAGAAACAUCCCAUGCACCAAUGGAAUGCUACAUCUCCUGGCCUCUCCCUUCAAGCUGCCCAUCCAUCAUCCAUCCUCUCCAUUCAGCCGGCCUAUAAAGACAUCCAAUGGGCAUGAAUAUGGGAAUGCUGCUCUUACAAUUGGCAUGUCUGUUUUUGGAGUGGCCAUCAUACUGGUCUGUGUUGUGGUCCUAGUAGUGCUGUUGUACAAAAGGUGGAAGCUGCAGCACCAGGAUGAGGAUUUACAAACCCUCAUUAAUACAUUCUUUGGGAAAAGAAACAAAGAUGAAGUUUCUGCAUCAUACACUAAACAUCAAGAUCCAACAAGCACUACAGACUUUGAAAAUCCACUCUAUGCUGACAGUGGUCCCUCUGUGACACUCAAGUGAAAUGACAUACCUAUACCAACUGAUUAUGAUUAAUCAAGUCCUUGUUUGGAUGUGCC
Molecule: messenger RNA, 6194 nt
Organism: Owenia fusiformis
Lineage: Eukaryota; Metazoa; Annelida; Polychaeta; Sabellida; Oweniidae
Source: the annotation of a GenBank genome assembly